Messenger RNA from Hydra vulgaris (swiftwater hydra), 2079 nucleotides. RefSeq names its product histone-arginine methyltransferase CARMER. The record is from RefSeq and is a predicted model, not a curated record. Gene Ontology annotation, molecular function: protein-arginine N-methyltransferase activity. Gene Ontology annotation, biological process: peptidyl-arginine methylation. NCBI's taxonomy places the organism in Eukaryota, Metazoa, Cnidaria, Hydrozoa, Anthoathecata, Hydridae.
UUGUGUGUCAAUAAGAUCACACUACUAAUACUUUCUAAAUAACAUGACAUCUACUAGCUUCAGUAAUUUAAGUGUAAGGCUGCUCCAUGCUGAUGGAACAAAUAGCAGUUUAGAAACUGAUUUGUUUCUUGAAAUAAAAGGCGAACAACAACUAUUUGUUUUGAAACUUUCUAAAAUUGGUGAUAGCCAUAAUGUUCUUCAUCAAACAGUUUUAAAUAAGUCCAGUAAAGGAUUUCAGUUUGGGGAAAAAUCUUUUGUGUUAAAACUUGAUGAGCAGCCAAUAACAUUAUCGUUUGAAUCAAAAGCAGAAAUGGAGCGUUUCAGCAGUGUUUUUAAUCAAAUAACACAUGGUAAGCAAAAUAAGUUGUCGAUAUUUGAUGAAAGAACAGAAGAAUCUUCUGCUGUUCAAUACUUUCAAUUUUAUGGCUAUCUCUCUCAACAGCAAAAUAUGAUGCAGGAUUAUAUACGAACGUCUACAUAUCAAAGUGCUAUAUUGCAAAAUGCAAAUGAAUUUAAAGGAAAGGUAGUUUUGGAUGUUGGUGCAGGAACAGGCAUUCUUUCUUAUUUUGCUGCUCAAGCUGGUGCAAGAAAAGUUUAUGCUGUUGAGGCAAGUAACAUGGGCCAGUUUGCAAAGGAACUUGCAAAGAAUAAUAAUAUUAAUGAUAUAGUUCAAGUGGUAAUCGGAAAGAUUGAAGAGGUUGUUUUACCAGAAAAUGUUGAUAUCAUCAUAUCAGAACCAAUGGGAUAUAUGCUAUUUAAUGAAAGAAUGUUGGAAACUUAUUUACAUGCAAAAAAAUGGCUAAAACCAGGAGGUAAUAUGUACCCAACUAAAGGUGAUUUGUAUGUUGCUCCAUUUACCGAUGAUGCUCUUUUUAUGGAACAUUUCGGAAAAUCCAAUUUUUGGUGUCAAACAGCAUUUUAUAGUGUGGAUCUAACAAGCCUGCACCAAGCUGCUUUGCAAGAAUAUUUUCGACAGCCAAUUGUUGAUACAUUUGAUGUUAGAAUUCUAAUGGCGAAACCUGUUGUUCAUUCUACUAACUUUCUGACUACAAGAGAGGAACAAUUGCACAAAAUUCAUAUACCUUUACAUUACACAAUGCUCAUGACUGGCACUUUACACGGUCUUGCUUUUUGGUUUGAUGUUGCUUUUCUUGGUCAGACAAGCCAUGUAUAUUUAUCUACAGCCCCUCAUGAGCCUCUCACUCACUGGUACCAGGUUCGUUGUUUAUUUCCUAAUCCAUUGUUUGUAAGGGCAGGUCAAAAAGUUACAGGAAAUGUAAUCUUACAUGCAAACCAAAAACAAAGCUAUGAUGUUGAAAUGGAAGUAACUUUAGAUGGAACAGGAGUGAGAUCUACUAAUGUUCUUGAUUUAAAGAACCCUUUCUUCCGUUACACUGGUGUUCAAACUGCUCCUCCGCCAGGUGCAAAUUCACAGUCACCUACAGAAACCUAUUGGAAUAAUGCUGGAGUAGUUUUGAAUGGGGGAAUUAUGAAUACAUCAACUGCAUAUGUUGGACAACCAUCACAUGGAUCAGGUACCGGAGGAGCAGCAUACACAACUCAAGCUAUGGGUAAUGUGAUGGCUACCGGUGGAAAUUAUGGAGCGGGGCAAACUGUUCAUAUAGGAAGCGAUAGAUAUGCUAUAUCAAAUCAAGUACAUCAGUAUGAUCAUACUUCGCGGUAUGGAUAUCUUUCAGGAUUAUCUGGAUAAACACUGAUUUUAAAAAAAUUUUCUGGCAACCAAGUAAAACUAAGCAAAAAAAAAAAAUAAUGUUUUUAAAUAUAUUUUUUUUAUCUGGUGGAAAAAUUGCUUUUGUGAUACGUUUAAAUUUUGCUUUGAACAGCUUAAAUGAAACCUGUCAAAUAGAUUCUUAAUUUUUUUAUUACUUGCAAAAUUUUGCAGUUUUAAAACAUUUUAUAUUCUUUAUUUGAUAUUUUUGUUGUCAUGUUUGAUAGCAUUACUUGAGAUUUUUUUUGCCACAUCCGAUAGUAUUAUAUUUUUUUUUUUGUUUUUUGUUUUUUUCUUUGCUUGUUUGUUUUUGGUUAUGUUCGGUAGUAUUACACAUUCGAAAAACUUUA